GCCACUUGGCGGCCAUGGCAGCCGUAGUACUGGCGGCUGCGGGUCGAGGGCCGGCGAGGUGGAGCACCAUGGGCAGCAUCGGGUCUAGGGCAGGGACAGCCUUUGGUCAGCUUAGCUGGUGAAUCUCUCAUCCUCGUUAGAGACCUGCAGGACUUCUUUCCCCAGUCGACCCUCGGCGGGCUGGUCCCAGCUUCGGGGAGUGGGUCCCCCGCGGGGUCCUCCGAGAGAAACAGGGGCGCUGGGCUGUGCGGAGAGACUAGCUUGGGGUUUCCUCCUCCGCCCGCGGCUACCCGAGACGCUGUGUGUGUGUGUGGGCGGGGGGAUUGGGCCGUGGUGCCACCCUUCUUCCGAAGAUUGACGAAAUUGCGCUCUCGAACACUGCCCAGCUGUUAACCCACGAGCAUCCAGGGACCGGCAUGUAAGAACCCGGAGCGUGGGGUCCAAGCGUGCUCAAAGUUUUCUCCGGUGCUAACGUCAGCAAAACGGGAUCGUGUCCACGUCCAUUCGCAGUGCCUGGUGAACACACCUGGGGAGGAGGCCCACAGAACUGACAGUCCGGUUGCUCUCGGGGAACCACUGCACGUUUAAAGAACCUAAACCCCCUGGAAGCGGCUGGAGUGUUGAAGUGUUGGUGGGUGAAUAGAGGCGAGCAGAAUGGAUGAUUUCGUCUCCAUCAGUCUGCUCUCGCUGGCUAUGUUAGUGGGGUGUUACGUGGCUGGAAUCAUUCCCCUGGCCGUUAAUUUCUCGGAGGAGCGACUGAAGCUGGUGACUGUUUUGGGUGCUGGCCUGCUCUGUGGAACUGCACUGGCAGUGAUUAUGCCUGAAGGAGUACACGCACUUUAUGAAGAUAUUCUGGAGGGAAAACACCACCAAGCCAGUGAGCCACAGAAUGUGAUUGCGUCAGACAAAGCAGCAGCAAUAUCAGUUGUCCAUGAGCACGAGCACAGCCAUGACCACACACAGCUGCAUGCCUACAUCGGUGUGUCCCUGGUACUGGGCUUUGUUUUCAUGUUGCUGGUGGACCAGAUCGGCAGUUCCCACAUGCAUUCUACUGACGAUCCAGAAACAGCGAGGCCUAGCAGCUCCAAAAUCACCACCACGCUGGGGCUGGUUGUCCAUGCUGCAGCUGAUGGCGUUGCCUUGGGAGCUGCAGCCUCUACUUCCCAGACCAGUGUCCAGCUAAUUGUGUUUGUGGCCAUCAUGCUGCAUAAGGCCCCAGCGGCUUUUGGCCUGGUUUCCUUCUUGAUGCACGCUGGCCUGGAGCGGAACCGAAUCAGAAAGCACUUGCUGGUCUUUGCACUGGCAGCACCAGCUAUGUCCAUGGUGACGUACUUAGGACUGAGCAAGAGCAGUAAAGAAGCCCUUUCAGAAGUCAACGCCACAGGAGUGGCCAUGCUUUUCUCUGCCGGGACAUUUCUCUACGUUGCCACCGUCCACGUCCUCCCUGAGGUGGGCGGGAUGGGGCACAGCCACAAGCCUGACAGCGCUGGAGGGAGAGGCCUCAGCCGCCUGGAGGUGGCUGCCUUGGUUCUGGGCUGCCUCAUCCCACUAAUCCUGUCAGUAGGACACCAGCACUAAACGUUCAGGUCCUCAGCCCAGUGAGAACAGCCGGCACCUGCCAGCCGCUCCCUUCCUCAGUGUCUGCCUCGCCUCGCCCAUCUCCACCUGUGUCCCUAGAAUGUGGAGGGAGCUGAACGGCGACCCAGGAGGAAUGGACAAGUGUGCAGCAUAGGAGCGAUGCGCAGCUAGGGAGUGGAGUGCUGUCUUCAAGGGCCCUUGGCACACUGCAUUUGGAUGUUUCUCUUAACCCCAUUCUCAGGGAAGAUGGAAUUUAGUUUUAAGGAAAAGUAGGGACUUCAUACAGUGGUUCUGGAAGUGAACUAAAUCUCUUCUAGAGGCUGCCACUUUACCCCUUGACUUUUGACAUGGUUCUCACCGUGUAAGACUGGCACUUUAGCAUCGAUGCCACGCUUUAAUAGAAGGUCAUAGCUGAAGGUGACUGCAGAUAAUUUGCAGCCAUAGAGAAGGCAGGAAGGGCUGGACACUGAAAACUGGCUAAUGCUCAAGGAGCCAGGCCCUGGGAGGGGGCAGUGAGAGAGAUGUCCUCACUUCCUUUGCAUGUGCCUCUUAGUGCAGCCCACUGGUCCAUCUUGGACGCAGCAGCAACUGGACGAGCUUCAGAAGAGGUGGGGCCCUUUUGGAGCAUUUCUUUCUAGUUUCCAUUGCAAAGUAGUUGCCUCUAGCACAGUCUCAGAAGAACCAAGUUCUAGUAGAGUUGGGCUGAGGCUUUCCUCCAAGAACAGUUGAUCCCAAAGUAUCUUUGGAAAUGAAGGGAGGCUAAAUUUUACAUACAUGAGGAUAGUUACUGACAUCUUUGUAGUCACCUUUUUAAAAAGACUACCAAAAUUCUUUUUUGAGUGUUUCUUUUAUCAGGUCAGCAGUCCCUCUGGCUAAGCAGUUGUCCAGUGUAGGAGCAUGGUGCCUGCUCACAUGAGCACCUGUAGGAUAAAGAAGGUAGCUGUGUCAUACAAGAGAAGCGUCUGCCCGGUAGCUUAAAGGUGAUUCUCGGGAUCCUGUCUCCUUGUUGGUCUUCCCCAGGUUAUCUCCUGACUGUCCCUCUGGCCCUCCUACAGUCUGCUGCUCGCCGUCAGAGGCAGUGUCCACACUUGGUGCGAUGAAUGCCUGUGAGAACAGCCACCAUCCAACUGUGAUGAGGAAGAUACUAUUGUCUCUGUUCUUAUUGCCUUCAAAGAAGUUAACUUUCUGUGUCAAAUGCAGCUUUGUUAAGGUCUCGGUAUCACCUCCUCAUGUGCAAAUUGACAUAAUCUCUGAUAUUCUGAUAAUUUAAACAGUUGAGACAGCAAAAGUAUUUAACAAACUAAGAUAAUUUUCCAUGUUUGCCAAAACACAUAUAAAUAGUUUUGUCAGAUAAAUGUAUAAUACUGUAUUCUUAAUUUAUUUUGAUUUUCUGUACCAUUUCAAAGCACAUUUUUUACAUCAAGUGGGAACCAAGACUAGUUUCUUCAGGGCAGUGGAUUUAGUUGUUGGUUAAACAUGUUACAUGAUGCGUAAACCUAUAUCAUGCCUGUGAUUUCUUUUCUUCCUUGAUUUGUGUCAGCAGCUGUGGAAUUAAACUUGUGUGCCCUCUGCCCUCUGCUAGUUGCAGAGAAAAAAGAAGCCUCAGUAGAUGCAGUUUGUAUAGCAGCUGGUAACCACUGCAUGCAAGGUUGUUAAACCAAGGGUAGGCCCGG
Octodon degus (degu) is the source of this 3251-nucleotide messenger RNA. It is a transcript of the gene Slc39a9, whose product is annotated as solute carrier family 39 member 9. Gene Ontology annotation, biological process: zinc ion transport; transmembrane transport. The transcript has 7 exons. The record is from RefSeq and is a predicted model, not a curated record. Gene Ontology annotation, cellular component: membrane. The coding region runs from base 655 to 1578 and encodes 307 amino acids. Gene Ontology annotation, molecular function: metal ion transmembrane transporter activity. Lineage: Eukaryota; Metazoa; Chordata; Mammalia; Rodentia; Octodontidae.